Messenger RNA from Raphanus sativus (radish), 1627 nucleotides. RefSeq lists its product as uncharacterized. The record is from RefSeq and is a predicted model, not a curated record. The transcript is spliced from 6 exons. Lineage: Eukaryota; Viridiplantae; Streptophyta; Magnoliopsida; Brassicales; Brassicaceae. Bases 120 to 1472 code for a protein of 450 amino acids.
AUAGAUAUAUGAAAAUCUAUAAGGAUAUAUGUAGCUAGGCAAUAUCUGAAUACGCUGUGAGAAAGCUAAAACAGACAAAAGCCAAAACAAAACCUGAGAGGUGUUCUUGAUAUCAUUGGAUGAUGAAUAUGGGAGAAGAAUCUCAAGGUGGCCCUAGCCAAUUAACUGCAGAGAUGGCUAAAAAUCUCCUUGAGGAAUUUCAUGGAGCGACACCACUCUGGAUUGGGGGUUUGGGAGACCCUGACACCCUGCUGAUCCAAGAGGGUCAAUAUCCACCUCUAAACUUGACUUACACACCAACUCUGGAACAUUUCAACAAAAUUGAAUCCAAAUUACAAGAAGAGAGGCAAAAUCCACCCUAUUCCACAGAGAACACAAAGACCUUAACGACUUAUGAAACUCCUAAAAAUAUUGAAAAACAAAAGGCUAUGAAUUUCCAAAUCUCCAAGAUCAUGAUUGGUGAAUGGACUCACAAGUCAGUCUACCCGGAUGAUCUUAAGGCCAAAUUCUACUUUGCAAAGAAGAGACUUAUGUGGGAGAUUCUUGACGAAGAUUCAAAACUUAAAAGAAAGAUCGAGAUCCAAUGGUCUGAUGUCUUAUCUCUUAGAGCAAGUUAUUCUCCACAAAAUGAAACAGGAAUCCUUGAAGUCGAGUUGGGAAAAUGUCCAACGUUCUUCAUGGAGAUUAAUCCACAGAAAGGAAAACACACUCAAUGGAAACAGUUGGAUCAAGAUUUCACCCUAGGUCAAUCUGCUUCUAAAUACAGGAGACAUACACUUCAUGUUUCCCCUAAAGAUCUAAAAUGGAACUUGGAUAAGCUUGCGUCCGCCGAUAGCUUCUGGUCAAAACUCGCCAAAGUCAAUUUCCCAACGCUACCACAGUCUCUUUACUUCGAUAAUGGAAACAAUAACAACAAUGAUAACAGCAACUUGUCUCCCUACGGACACUGCAGAACACUUGGCUUCAACGGCAAUAGUGGCCUGUGUCAUCAGUAUCCUCAAGGACUUGUUCAUGAGCCCGUGGAGGACGUAAACUUCAGCAUGGCGACUGAUUUCUGCGCGAAUAAUCAAAUAAACCCAUUUUUUCAAAGCAAUCACCAGAAUGAAACUACGAGUCAAUUACCUGGGGUGCAAGUUACCCACCCAUCAUCUCAGCUGAUGACCAACAUGGGAAGGUCUAUUAGCGGGUCACAUUUUAACAAUCCGAUGAUUCGAGACCAGGGCGAAACGAGUAACACAGGAGAGUUACGUACAAGUCAAGCAUCUGCACAAGAGAGACAACCUAACUCGACGAUAUUUCCACAUCCGAACGACUUCACAGUAUCUGAUAUGGGACCGUAUCUACGAGACAUCUUAGCUCAAGAAGAAGCGAUGCAGAACAUGAAAUGCAUACGUCAGUUUCAGACCAACGGAGAAUGUUAUUGUAAUCAAUGCUUCAACAACACCAAUGGUUCGCUGCCUCCUGAUUCGUAGAUAUGAUUCUGUAUAUCAUUAGAGAUUUGCUUCACCUUUCUCUGCUUCAUCUUCCCUAUAAGUUUUUCCUACGUUUUGUCUUUUUUUUCUAGUUUUUUUUUAGUACCCCUUUGCACAAAGUGUGGAACUUGAGGACUCUGUUUGGUUAAACACUU